UUUAACCCAACUAACACGUCGUCGUUUGAAAUUUUCCGUCACAUUUUUUAUCCCAACCUUCAACGGAAAAGUGAACAAGUAUCGAUCAAGUAGAAAUGCUAUCGUUUCACUCAUGUGGAUGUUGCCGCGUUUCAACAUCCACAGCGUUCCAUUUCCAGUUUCGUACCUCACCUUCUUCACUCUUUCUCUGUUCUACGAGCUAUAAAUUUCGUUCUACCACAGCGAGCGCUGGUUCUGGUUUCUCUGGCGACUCAGACUCCGAUGGAGAUAGAAAAUUGAACUUCUCCGGUGUGCGGCUGGAGGAGGCUGUCGAUAGCACAAUAGGAUCUACAAAACUAAGACUCGAUAGUUGGAUCUCUUCCCGCAUCAACGGCAUUAGUAGAGCACGCGUUCAAUCAAGUAUCAAAUCGGGACUCGUUCAUGUCAAUGGUCGUGUCGUUGAUAAGGCUUCUUUCAACGUCAAAGCUGGGGAUCAGAUAAAAUGCACAAUCGCAGAGUUGCAGAAGUUGAGGGCUGUGCCAGAAAAUAUACCUUUGGAUAUAGUUUAUGAAGAUGAGCAUGUUCUAGUCAUAAAUAAACCUGCACACAUGGUUGUGCAUCCAGCUCCUGGAAAUACGUCGGGGACACUUGUCAAUGGCAUUCUUCACCAUUGCAAUCUUCCAAAUGUUGAAUUUUCUAAAGAUGAAGCUCUUUCAGAUACAGAAGAUUCUGAUGAUGAGGUUAAUAGCUAUGGCUCCAUGGCAAGUUCUUAUGAGGGAUCACAUUCUAGACUGUCUAUGUCAUCAAUUCGCCCAGGGAUUGUACACAGAUUGGACAAAGGCACAAGUGGGUUACUUGUUGUUGCAAAGGAUGAGCAUUCGCAUAUGAAAUUAUCCGAGCAAUUUAAACAACGCACCAUCAAGAGGGUUUAUGUUAGUCUUACUGCUGGGGUACCCACUCCGGUUUCUGGGCGAGUUGAGGUUCCAGUUGGCCGUGAUCUUAAUAACCGGUUGCGUAUGACUGCUGUAGCUGGACCAGUCAAUUCUAGAAAGGCCCGUCAUGCUGCUAGUAGGUACAGAGUAAUCGAGAUACUUGCUGGGGGAAGUUGUUCAUUGGUUGAGUGGAAGUUGGAAACUGGACGCACUCAUCAGAUCCGUGCUCAUGCUAAGUAUUUGGGAGUUCCUUUACUCGGUGAUGAGGUGUAUGGAGGGACAAAAAGCAUGGUCUUGUCUCUACUAAGGCCCCGAACUCCUAUCAGUUUGCAUGGCAAAAUUGUUCAAAUGGUUUCUAGGCUAGAUAGGCCUUGCCUUCAUGCUUUGACUCUCGGGUUUCAGCAUCCCCAUACAGGGGAGCUGGUGCACUUUUCAUGUGAACCCCCUGUAGACUUCGAUGAGAUUUUGAGCCAGCUUCGUAGAAUUGGUAGUGAGAGUGUUUCUUUCUCAAAGCGUUCAAAUUUUUGACGAGGGCACUGCAUUCAUAUUUUGUAAGCAGCUUCGUCUUGUCAAAUUACUUCGCAUUCUUUUUUUUUUUUUUUUAUAUCUGUAAACUAUUGUUAGAUAAAAGUCUAGAUAUGUGCAUCAUUUUGCAUUUACAUAAUACUAGUAGUUCUUUUAUCAAUUUUAGCUUUUUAUUUUUUUAAGUUGUUCAAAAUUAAUAAAAUAAGACAGACUGAACAACAACAAAGUCAAUGAUCUAUUUAAAUGAAAUACUCCGUAAGAACUUAUAAAGGUUAUGCUUAAACUAAUCGGUAUAAACUUUCACAUAUAGUUUUCCUAAAUUUUAACUUACUGAAAAAAUCAUGUUAUUUUUUUCUUUUUAUUUUCCUAAUUUAGAAGUCCCUAGAGAUCUCCUUUGGCAAUUUCCUCCAAUGUCGUUUUUUAUUCCUCUCCACCUUUUGACAUGACAAACAAUCAUGCUACCUACUUUUUUUUUUUUAUUGUAGUCUCUUUAGGUCUUGCUUGUAAUGUGAAAAUCAUCUUAACUGAUUUUAUCAGCUUUACUCAAGCAGUGAUGCUAACCUUUUCUUGUAUUGUAUUUUGCCUUUUUAAUUUGACUACACUUAAUAUUUCAGUUAAAUUACACUUACCUAUGUCUCAUUUUUUUCCUUGUGGUUAGUUUGAUGUUUAAGGUACGAUACAUAAUGAUAUUCUAUUUUAUUAUAAUUAAAUUGUUUCAAUGUAUCAAUAUCAUAUUCUUUAUCCUAUUUUAUUGGUGGUGUAUUUUUUGUCUUGAAAGUAACUAGAUAGGAUAAUUGUUCUCCCUUAUCCUCUCUCUUGAUAGCCCAUCUUGGUUACAAUAAUUGUUGUAUACAAUCCCUGUCAUCACCACCAUUAUUUCUAUUGUUUUAAUUAU
This is a messenger RNA of Vigna unguiculata (cowpea), 2331 nucleotides long. RefSeq names its product Pseudouridine synthase family protein. NCBI's taxonomy places the organism in Eukaryota, Viridiplantae, Streptophyta, Magnoliopsida, Fabales, Fabaceae. Gene Ontology annotation, biological process: enzyme-directed rRNA pseudouridine synthesis. The record is from RefSeq and is a predicted model, not a curated record. Gene Ontology annotation, molecular function: RNA binding; pseudouridine synthase activity.